Pelecanus crispus (Dalmatian pelican) is the source of this 773-nucleotide messenger RNA. Lineage: Eukaryota; Metazoa; Chordata; Aves; Pelecaniformes; Pelecanidae. The record is from RefSeq and is a predicted model, not a curated record.
AUGUCACCAGGCGAAGGUGCCGUUGGCACCUACGAGAGAUGCGAUUUUGAUGACGGGGUGGCGUUGCAGAAACGAGAGCGGAGGAAAACACCUAAAGGAGGAAAAUAUCUGUUGGGGGAGAGUUAUUGGGGGCCGCCUCACCCGAUUUCACCCCUGGCAGUGCUGUCCCUCCUUGUCUCGCCUCCGGAACGAGCUGUUGCGCUGCUCUACGUGCUUCUGGCCCUCACCUUCGUGCUCUUCAUGGCUCUCACCAUCAUGAAUCUCCGGAGAGUAUCGGCGGCACGGGAGGCGUUGGAGGAAGCCCAGGCGCGGAGCAAGAACAGCCACGUGACGGCAUGGCACAACCUCUCGGAGGUCCAGCGCACCCUCGAUAAACAGCUCUCUGGCGAGCUCAAGGCGAUUCAUGGCCAACUUCUGAACGUGUCACAAGAAGUGGAGAACAUGCGGUGGAAGAUGAUGCAGUGCAAAUUGGAGCGCGAGAAGGAGCUGUCGGAUCGCCUCCGCGCCCUGGAAAUCCUCUGCACGAGUUGUCCCGAUGGCUGGCAGCAGUUCGCCAAGACCUGCUAUUUCUUCUCCAACACCAGCAAACCCUGGCCGGCUGCUAAAGAUUCCUGCGCCGACUUCAACGCCCAUCUGGCCGUCAUCGACACCGAGCAGGAAAACAAAUUCUUGGCAAAUCAAAUCAUGGACACUCGUGUGUUCUGGCUGGGCCUGACCGACACGCACAAAGAAGGCGACUGGCAGUGGGUGGACGGCCGCUCCCUCACUCUCUC